AUGACGGAUACGAAUGAGAAUGAAGCAACACAACCAGAACAACUAAAAACUAUGAUUUCAGAAGAAGUUGGAAAGGCAAUGCAGGCAAGUAUCCCCUAUUUAGCCCAAGAAGUGGAAAGUCAUGUGUUGGAAGUGGUGGAAACGAUGAUGGCGAGUAAGAUGGACGAGUUGAAGGGAAUGAUCGGAGAAAUGCAAGGAAGGAAAGGAACUCGCAAAUGCACUUACAAAGAAUUUAUGGCGUGCAACCCUUUACCUUUUAAAGGAGAAAUUGAUCCUAUAGCAUGUCAAAGGUGGAUCGCAAGUACUGAGGCAGUGUUCGUGAGGAGUCAUUGUGAAAAAGAGGAUCAAGUGAUGUUUGCCACCGGGUUGUUACAAUACCAAGCUAAAGACUGGUGGGAUGCUUAUAGUAAAGAGAUUGGGGAAGACAAAGUUCAAGACUUGACGUGGCAGGAGUUCAAGGAACCAUUUCUAAAAUACCAUUGCCCGCAAUCUGCCAUUGACAGAAUCCAAGAAGAUUUCCUACAUCUUCGACAGAAAGACGAAACCAUUGAUGAAAUCACCAACACUUUUCUCGACAAACUGAAGUUCUGUAAAGACAUAGCGGGAACGGAAAGAAUGAAGAUAAACCGCUAUCAUGAUAGGGAUAUCGAAUUAAGAAGACAGGCAGAAAGAGGCGAGAAGAGAGUGUCUGAGAAUGUUUCCAGCUCGAGCCCAUCAAAGAAACCGAAAUUUCAAGAUCAGAGCAAGAAGGAUAAGGCGAAGGGUAGCAUUCCGAAAUGCAAAACGUGCGGAAAGUUGCACACGGGGGAGUGUUUGAAAGGGAAGAAGGGCUGUUACAAUUGUGGUCAAGAGGGACAUCCAUACUAUAGGUGUCCUAAUCCUUCCAGAACGUGCUACAACUGUUUCCAACCGGGUCAUAUUAAGGCUGAGUGUCCCAAGCUUCAACAGAAAACCGAUAAGGAAGCAAGAAAGGAGGAAGCCCCAAGAGCUAAGGGGAGGAUGUUUCAGAUCAUGACUGAAGAGGCACAGGACCUCCCGAAUGUUGUAUCAGGUAUAUUCUCAUUGAACUUGAUGCCUACAUACGUGUUAUUUGAUACUGGAGCCAGUAGAUCGUUUAUAUCAAGCGAAUAA
Molecule: messenger RNA, 1131 nt
Organism: Helianthus annuus (common sunflower)
Lineage: Eukaryota; Viridiplantae; Streptophyta; Magnoliopsida; Asterales; Asteraceae
Exons: 2
Coding region: 1-1131 (376 amino acids)
Biological process (GO): proteolysis
Molecular function (GO): aspartic-type endopeptidase activity; nucleic acid binding; zinc ion binding
Source: RefSeq, a predicted model, not a curated record